AUGGCGACCGCGAUGGAAUGGUCCCACGAUUUCUGCCUCAACUGUGACAAGCAGAUCGCCGAAGGAGCAUAUUGCUCGCAGGCAUGUCGGCUCGCCGAUUUGGAGAAAGCCGGGUUCUCAGAGCCCAGCUGUCCUCCGAACCUCGCAUCAUCCACGACAUCAACGGGCACAUUCUCCGGAGGUUAUACUGGCUGUGGCUUCUACCUCCCGCCGGCUGCUAGAAAGUAG
This is a messenger RNA of Coniosporium apollinis CBS 100218, 228 nucleotides long. RefSeq lists its product as uncharacterized. The coding region runs from base 1 to 228 and encodes 75 amino acids. The record is from RefSeq and is a predicted model, not a curated record. The transcript has 2 exons. Lineage: Eukaryota; Fungi; Ascomycota; Dothideomycetes.